This is a messenger RNA of Cylas formicarius (sweet potato weevil), 1079 nucleotides long. RefSeq names its product 15-hydroxyprostaglandin dehydrogenase [NAD(+)]-like. Gene Ontology annotation, molecular function: oxidoreductase activity, acting on the CH-OH group of donors, NAD or NADP as acceptor. NCBI's taxonomy places the organism in Eukaryota, Metazoa, Arthropoda, Insecta, Coleoptera, Brentidae. Bases 290 to 1048 code for a protein of 252 amino acids. The record is from RefSeq and is a predicted model, not a curated record. Gene Ontology annotation, cellular component: cytoplasm. The transcript has 6 exons.
GCGGCGGUUUUUUAAGCUGCACCUCCGAUCGAGAUUUGGCUUUUCGGCGAUAAAUAAUUCGCUCGAGCCGCCGUUCGGGAACGCCCGCGUCGCGCCGUGCAUAAUCCAGAGGUUGUUUUGACGACCGGCGACGCCGCGACGUCUGAGUAACCCUUUCCGCGUCUCGGCGUCGUAGGGUGCGGUCUGAGUCACCCGCGUGCGGCUAAAAAUACCUCCGUGUCUGUUCGGAAAAAUCAGUCGACGGCGGUAGUUUGUAGGACGUGGGGGUGUAAAAUUAGACGGCGAGAAGAUGGAUUUAAAGGGGAAAGUGGCCUUGGUUACGGGCGGCGCCUCGGGCCACGGCCGGGAAUACUGCAAGGAGCUGUUUUCCCAGGGCUGUAAGGUUUCGAUUUGCGACAUAAAUUCGGAUGCCGGCGAAGAGCUGCUGCACCAACUGUCGAAAGCGGGCAAAGAGCGAGCGAUAUUUUGCGCUUGCGACGUCACAGACUACCUGCAGUUCGAAGAGGCGUUCCAGGAGACGAUCUCGAAGCUGGGCAGCGUCGACAUCGUCAUUAACAACGCGUCCGUCAUGAACGAUCGCCUGUGGGAGCUGGAAGUCGACGUCAAUCUGAACGGCGUUAUAAGGGGCCUACUGUUGGCGUUCCGGUUCUUGGGAAAGGACAGGGGCGGCGCGGGCGGCACCGUCGUCAACGCGGGCUCCACGUGCUGCCAGAACCCGCUGAUUUCGUUGCCGGUUUACACGGCGACGAAGCAAGCGGUGGCGGCUCUGACGCGUUGCUAUGGCGACCCGUAUCACGUCAACCUGACGGGAGUCAGGGUGAUUUCGCUGUGUCCGGCUGCCACCGAGGGCGAACUUACGGGGGAUCCGCGCAAACGCAUCCUGAGCGGUGAAUACGAGCUGGCCUGGAAGACGGACACGGCAGACUGCGUUCCGAUCAAGUCGGAAAAGCUGGGCAAGGCGCUGGUGGAACUGUUGCGGACUGCGAAAAGCGGCACGAGUUGGAUCGUCAGCAACGAUCGUUCGCCCAAGGAGUUAUCGGUGUUUUAAGUUUCCUUUUUUUUUUUUAAACAAAAAAAAG